AUGGACACGCUCAGGAUUCAAUGCGACCGCCUUGAGGAGGCUCUCGAAUCCACUGCAACGAGCGUGGAAGAGUUCUCAAGUACGCACACGACAUCACAUGCCAACCUGGAGCCGCUCGUGACUGAGCUCUCUGAACUACGACGGUCCACCGCAGCUCUCCGCGACAAGGCUGCUUCUUUUGAUGACGGCGCCACGCCCAUCCCAGAUGAUGUGUUCCGUGGCAUCAAGAUGGUGCCGGCCAACUGCGUCGGCAUCGUGCCAAUGGACGCUGAUCGACUGGUGAGGCCGCUCGAGACCGGUAGGCGGGCCUUGGACGUGGCCGUGGCCGGGCUGGACAUGGCGACGGGCGUCAACAUGGCCGAGCAGACGGGUGACUCGCCGCCGUACGCAACGACGUCGAUUGUGCCCGAAAUCCUCUACAUCAAGGUCCGCCUUGCCGAGGACCGCGACCGCAACGCCAACACAGUGCAGACUGUGGUGCUGACCGAGUUCCUCGAGGCACUGCAGCGCUUCGCCUCGCAGCAUUCGGGCAAUCUCGUGCCCCCGCCGAUCGAGCAGCACCGCAACAGCAACGUGGCUUCAUCCGACGCGGCCUCGCUCCCCGGUGGCAGCGGCAGCGGCAGCGGCAGCGGUGGUGGUCCGGACUCUUUCCAGGCCCCGGACGACUCUACUCGUGCGCCUUCGCCUGGCCUCGACGGUCUGGACGCCGGCGACCUCGGCCGCCCGACGCCAGCCUACUCGGCCAUCAGACUACCCCCGGCACCGCAACGUAUGGACCUCCGCCACGUCUCGCGCCUGCCGACCCUCGAGUCCGAGAUCCUCGGGAUCGCCUUUGACGCCACGGCCCGCGUGCCCCGCGUGGCCGUGACAACGUACCACCAUCGCGUGCGCUUCUUCCACAUGAAGGUGCCCGAGGGACGGGAACAGAUGGCCGGCCGCUUCAACCUCAACGGCACGUCCAUGUGCCUCUCGCCCGCGGGACCCUCGAUGGCCGUGGUGCAAGAGCACAUGGACAACCUGUCAACAUCGGCGUACGAGCGCCUGGAGCUGUCCAGACGGCAGGCGGGCUCACGGGAAACGCUGCAUGACGGCCGCACGUUCCUGGACCCUGAGGUCGUCGUCUUUGGCUAUGCAAAGCAGACGUAUCUCACGAAGCACCUGCGCUGGCCCGGCGCCAGACCCUUUGCCUUCUCGCCGAACGGGGCGUGGCUUGCCGUCAGGGGCGUCCUGGGACGCGUCGAGGUCUGGGACGUCGCCGGUGGCGGCAAGGGGGUCGGUGUCGUACGGAGCCACACUGCGGACGUGUUCGAGGCGCGGUUCACGGCCGGAGGCGACGGUCUCGUGACCAUGAGCAGGGACGGGACGCUGCGGGUGACGAGCACCAUGACGUGGCAGGGGACAGCCAAGCUCGAGGUGGAUGAGUGGAAGAACCCAGUGUUUCUCGCCGUGUCAGUAGCCGGCUCCGUCGUCGCUUCGGUCUGGGGUCGAAAAGUGUACUUGUGGGACCCGGACACGGGGGCCCUCGACAAUUGGUCUCUUGAUGGGCCUGGGGGCGAGGGAUGGCCACUGGCGGCGAGUCCCGACCUGAGGUUCUUGUGCUGCCGGACAGAGAAUGGUGCUGAUGUCAGGGACAUGGCGACGGGGAGGGUGUUGUGCAGGAUGGGCUUCGGGCAGGGCUUUGCGAGCUCGGCGGCGUUCAGCUUGGAUAGCAAAUAUCUGACGGUUGGCCGGGCCCUUGGCGGACAUCAUGUGAGAGAGGCCCUGGGCAGGGUAGACUUUUGGGAAAUCAUCGAGUAG
Molecule: messenger RNA, 1797 nt
Organism: Verticillium nonalfalfae
Lineage: Eukaryota; Fungi; Ascomycota; Sordariomycetes; Glomerellales; Plectosphaerellaceae
Exons: 2
Coding region: 1-1797 (598 amino acids)
Molecular function (GO): protein binding
Source: RefSeq, a predicted model, not a curated record